AUGGCCUCAGAAUCAAAUCCAGCUUCGAAUCAAGAAACUAGCACUUCAGAUCCUACUUCUGCAUCAGAUACGAUCUCAUUGAAUAUCAAAGCGCCUGGUGAUUCCAAAUUAUCAUUAUCGAUUAGUACUUCAAAAACGGUCUUAGAUCUAAAGAAAUUGAUAUCAGAAAUCACUGAUCCUAAAGUUUUACCUGAAAGUCAGAGAUUGAUCUAUUCGGGUCGUGUAUUAAAAGAUGAAUCAAUCUUAUCUGAAUAUAAAAUUCAAUCAGGUCAUUCGAUUCAUAUGGUUAAAGGAUCUCCUAAACCUCAAACUUCAAGUUCAAGUACUCAACAAAUCCCUACUAAUUUGAAUGCCGGUCAACAAAUCUCGGGUAAUCCUUUAGCACCACUUUUAAAUGCUACCAAUCAAAUUCCUGCUUUUAAUCCAUUUGCGGAUAUGGGCAUCAAUCAUAAUGAUCCUAAUAUGGCAAUGAACAUGAUGGAUAAUCCUCAAGUGAUACAAAGUAUAACGAGGAUGUUAGAAGAUCCAGCGGUAGUUGAUCAAAUGAUUGCUAGCGAUCCUCGAUUACGAUCAAUGGGACCACAAGUUCGAGAAAUGAUGCGAUCUCCAUUUUUUCGACAACUGAUUACCAAUCCUGAUAUGAUGAGAGAAAUGCAAGGUAUGGUGGGUAAUUCAGGUGGAAUGGGAAACAUGAUGGGUUUUCCAGGAAUGCCAGGGAUGGGAGCCCCAGCUGGUGGGGCAGGAACAACACCAGGCGUUAAUCCGAUAGCUGCUGCACUCGGAGCUCAAGCAGGUGCAGGUGCUCAAACUGGUACUACCCCUGGUGCUACUACUACGCCGGGGUCAAACAAUGAUACAGCCGCUGCAGGAUUAGGCGGAAUGGACCCGUUUGCAUUUAUGAACACACCGCUUGGUCAAAUGGCUAUGCAGCAGAUGGCUGCUGGUGGUGGUGGUGGUGGAAUGCCCGGAAUGACGGGGAUGCCGGGGAUGUUUGGUGGAUUAGGUCUUCCUCCUAGUCAACCUGCAGAUUCGAGACCACCGGAAGAACGAUUCGAAGUUCAACUCACUCAAUUACAAGGCAUGGGUUUCUCAGACGCGCGUCAAAACAUCAGAGCUUUACAAGCUAGUGGUGGAAAUGUUGAAGCUGCUAUUGAAUAUAUAUUGGGUGGCAAUUAA
This is a messenger RNA of Melampsora larici-populina 98AG31, 1176 nucleotides long. RefSeq lists its product as uncharacterized. The record is from RefSeq and is a predicted model, not a curated record. The transcript has 5 exons. Gene Ontology annotation, cellular component: cytosol. Bases 1 to 1176 code for a protein of 391 amino acids. Gene Ontology annotation, biological process: ubiquitin-dependent protein catabolic process. Gene Ontology annotation, molecular function: polyubiquitin modification-dependent protein binding. Lineage: Eukaryota; Fungi; Basidiomycota; Pucciniomycetes; Pucciniales; Melampsoraceae.